Alnus glutinosa is the source of this 1935-nucleotide messenger RNA. Its product is annotated as probable LRR receptor-like serine/threonine-protein kinase At3g47570. The transcript is spliced from 5 exons. Lineage: Eukaryota; Viridiplantae; Streptophyta; Magnoliopsida; Fagales; Betulaceae. The record is from RefSeq and is a predicted model, not a curated record. Gene Ontology annotation, biological process: protein phosphorylation. Gene Ontology annotation, molecular function: ATP binding; protein kinase activity; protein binding. Bases 1 to 1935 code for a protein of 644 amino acids.
AUGAAAUUCUCUUGUCUGCAUUUCAACUGGAUUUUGUUAAUAUUCUUUCACGGAAUACUUCUUUUGAAAUCUGCAAGAAUUCAUGCUUUUGCAGAUGAGUCUGAUCGCCUGGCAUUGCUCGACUUCAAGAAUCGGAUUACUGAAGACCCACUUCAAAUCAUGAGCUCAUGGAAUGAGUCCACCCAUUUUUGCAACUGGUUUGGUGUUUCAUGCAGCCCCUCCAGUAAAAGAGUCAUGGUUCUGAAACUGAAAGGUCAAAGAUUGGGUGGCACCAUAACACCUUCUAUGGGAAAUCUUACUUACCUUACUGGAAUCAACUUGAGAAAUAACAGCAUCUAUGGUGAAAUUCCUCAAGAAUUGGGAAGACUACAGCGUCUGCAGCAUCUCAACUUGAGUUUCAAUUCCAUUGGUGGGAGCCUUCCGACUAAUCUAAGUCACUGUACACUGCCAUUUGAAGUGGGUAACUUAGAAAAUCUUGGUGUUUUAGAUCUGUCUGAGAAUAGAUUAUAUGGUGAAAUCCCUGCUUCCCUUGGUAGUUGUACUAGUUUGGUGAAUUUGUAUUUGGAGGGUAAUUCAUUUGAAGUAGCUAUUCCUCCAUAUUUGAAAACACUAAGAGGUUUAGAUGAAAUUGAUCUUUCUCGCAAUAACUUGUCAGGACAGAUUCCUGAAUUUUUCAGCAAGUUUUUGUCACUUAAGCUUCUUAAUCUUUCUCAUAAUGAUCUCGAGGGAAAAGUGCCAAGUGGAGGGAUUUUUUUGAAUGUAAGUGCAAUUUCAAUAUUUGGAAAUGACAAGUUAUGUGGUGGCAUCCCAGAAUUACUUUUACCAAAGUGCUAUAGAAAGAGUCAACGUCCAUCUAUGAAACACCUUGCACUUAAAGUUGUAAUACCAGUCAUGUUGUCCAUGCCCUGCUCAGAUGCCUCUGAAGCUGCUGGUCCAAGCUCUUCAGAUCUAUCUGAUCCAGGCAGCGGGCGCAAGAGGAAUGAAAAUGAGAAAGAAGAAAAUUUCGUGUCCACGGGUAGCUCAUUUAAUAACCGAGUCGCGCACGAGCCGAGCCCAAGCGAGCUCACGGGUAGCUUUGCUUCGUUUACAUCCCUAUCCUUAAAGGAUUGGCGAUUGGCAUGUAUAUCUUAUGCAGAACUCCAAGCAUCAACUAAUUAUUUCUCUGUGGACAAUUUGAUCGGUUCAGGUAGUUUUGGUUCUGUAUACAAAGGAGUUCUUUCUAGCAAUGGAGCAAUUGUUGCAGUUAAAGUGUUAAACCUACAACAACGAGGAGCUUCCAAGAGUUUCAUUGAUGAAUGCAAUGCUUUGAAAAGUUUACGCCAUCGUAAUCUUCUUAAGAUUAUCACUGUUUGCUCAAGCAUUGAUCAUCAAGGGAACGACUUUAAAAGUCUAGUGUUUGAGUUCAUGUCUAAUGGAAGCCUAGACCAGUGGCUGCAUCCUUUAAAGGAUGGACAACAUCAAUGUAAGAGAUUGAGCUUUAUUCAGAGAAUAGACAUAGCCAUUGAUGUUGCUUAUGCAUUGGAAUAUCUUCAUCUUCAUUGUGAAACGCCAAUUGUUCACUGUGAUAUAAAGCCAUGUAAUGUCCUCCUUAAUGAAGAUAUGGUAGCACAUUAUGGGAUGGGUGGCCAAGUUUCUGUACUUGGAGAUAUUUACAGCUAUGGGAUACUCUUGCUGGAGAUGUUCACUGGGAAAAGACCUACCGAUGACAUGUUCAAAGAUGCCCUGAGCAUUCACAAGUUCAUUGCAAUGGCUUUGCCGGAACGUGUCAUGGAUAUAGUGGACUCGUCAAUACCUUUUGAAGAAGGUGAAGAAGAUGUUGAUGAUGAGACAAAUAACGAUGACAUAGAAGUUGAUGAUCAUUUCGUUGCCGGAAGUAGAGUUAAGGACUGUUGUGCUGCAGAUUGGACUGUUGGACUCUGCAACAUCUCCUCAUGA